AUAAAAAAAGCAGAACAAUCUGACAAAUUAAAUUCACGCGAUAUUCAACUUUAUCAUCUUCUAACAAAAGUUCGAAAUAACACAAUUUAAAGUUAACAAACAAAGUACGUGCCUAUACAUGAUGUAUCACGUAUACAUACAACAAGUAAAUUAUUUACGUGAGCAUCUGGUGAAAUAAAAUAUUAUUUAGCUUUGGCCUUGUAUACCACGUAAUUGUUCAAAUACUGUAUUGGUUCGAAAAUGAGUUACAUCAGUGACUUAUCGCAAUCUGCCGAAUAUUUAAGUUUUAGGAGCAGUAUUCCACUGAGGAAAGUUGUGGUUGACUCAGACGGUUCGAAGGCAUGGAAAAUCUUCGAUUCAGGUCCUAAAUCUGUCAACUGUCCUCUAAUAUGUCUUCCUCCAGUAUCAGGCACAGCAGAUAUAUUUUUCAAACAAGUCAUGGGCCUGGCAUGCAGAGGGGUCCGUGUAAUAUCAGCAGAGUCACCUCCAUAUUGGAAUAUGAAAGAAUGGUGUGAUGGGUUCAAACGGUUAAUUGAUUACCUUGAGUUGGAUAAGGUGCAUAUUUUUGGAGCAUCUUUAGGCGGUUUCAUAGCGCAAAAAAUCACAGAGUUGACAAUAAACUGUCCACGUGUUGUAUCUCUAAUAUUGUGCAAUACAUUCACUGAUACAACUGUAUUUGAAUAUCAAGAUUCGGCUGCCUUAUUCUGGUUAUUGCCUUCAUUAGUACUGAAACGCAUGCUCAUGGGUAACUUUACCACAGAUAAAGUUGACAGGAGAAUAGCUGAAUCAAUUGACUUUAUGGUUGAGAGAUUGGAAUCACUCAACCAAUCAGAUCUGGCUUCAAGACUGACAUUGAACUGUACUCCAUGCUAUGUUCAACCACAAGCGUUACUCAAUAUUCCGAUAACAAUAUUAGAUGUAUGGGACGACAGUGCCUUAAGUUCAAAUGUUAGAGAAGACAUGUACAAGUCGUAUCCCCAUGCUAAGUUGGCACACUUGAAGAGUGGCGGGAAUUUCCCGUAUUUGAGUAGAAGUGAUGAAGUUAAUCUACAUUUAUUAAUUCAUCUACGUCAAUUUGACGGUACUGAACAAUCUCCAUCCUACACCAGUCUUCACAAAACUCCUGCUCCGUCGAACAACCAGCCUGAAGAAGGAACUGUCAGUUAUUUCAAUCAACAAGAGAAGUUCGUCAAGAUUUCUUGAACAACUUGAUUAUAAUUUUGCAAUAAUAUAAUUAUAAUUGACUUUAUCUAUAUUUAUUGUUCUUAUAAAAGGUGUUACAAAAGGGCUAUAUAAAAUAUUUCAGCCGGUGAUCGUGCUUAUGAUUGCAAACAGCAAAACUAUAAUUUUAUAUUAGCAAUCGGUAUCCAACAUUCGUUAAAAUUUGUCGUCGUUAAUAGCCCUAAAAUAUGAUCACACCUGUGUUAUACCCUAUAAAAGCAAUACUAUAACAACUAUAAAGGCAAUAACAGACAAAAGUACCAAUAACACGUAACUAAACCUCUAGGACCAAUGGUCUGGAAUUCUGACUGUAGACAAUGAUGUCGAAUAUCGAGGCUAGCGCUAGUUUAAUGGCUCAAUAUUAUGUUAUUCUUUCACGAUAUGCAUUUAAUGCUGUGUCCUGUGUUCACACUUAAAGAAAGAAAAGAAGAACGGGAUUUGUCAAACCCGCUUUGGGCCCACAAACCGGUGGACGCGGUUAUGAGUUAGAAAUGGUCGUGAUAUUGACUUAUUGAAUCGAUAUGUCUAAUGCAGCAGACGAUUUAAGUAGUUUAUAACAAUAUUAUAAGAUUUGAUAUUAGAAAAUUACAGGGUGGAGUUGAUAUAUUCUUAUUUUGCCUUAGAAUAGUAUUUAACAUUUGGA
Messenger RNA from Hyposmocoma kahamanoa, 1864 nucleotides. RefSeq names its product maspardin-like. The transcript has 5 exons. NCBI's taxonomy places the organism in Eukaryota, Metazoa, Arthropoda, Insecta, Lepidoptera, Cosmopterigidae. Bases 241 to 1203 code for a protein of 320 amino acids. The record is from RefSeq and is a predicted model, not a curated record.